This is a messenger RNA of Cynoglossus semilaevis (tongue sole), 483 nucleotides long. RefSeq names its product hemojuvelin-like. Gene Ontology annotation, biological process: BMP signaling pathway. Gene Ontology annotation, cellular component: plasma membrane. The coding region runs from base 31 to 483 and encodes 150 amino acids. The record is from RefSeq and is a predicted model, not a curated record. NCBI's taxonomy places the organism in Eukaryota, Metazoa, Chordata, Actinopteri, Pleuronectiformes, Cynoglossidae. Gene Ontology annotation, molecular function: coreceptor activity. The transcript has a single exon.
GGAGGUGGAGCCCCUAUAAGCAGGGCAGCAAUGAAUGCUGGGUACUGCAGCGCUCUGCGAUCCUACGCCACUUGCACCAGGAGGAUGGCCCGGGCGUGUCGUGGUGACCUGGCCUACCACUCGGCUGUCCAAGGCAUCGAGGACCUGCUGAUCCAACACCGCUGUCCACGGGUGGGGCCGACGCCACAGCCCCGCCCCCUCCCUCAGGGCACGCUCUCUGCAGACGACUGCAUCUACGAGCGGGGCUUCCUGAGCAGAGAAGGUCGAACUCCUGAAUACGUGCACUGCGGCGUGUUUGGUGACCCUCAUGUCCGAACCUUCGACGACAACUUCCAGACCUGCGCCGUGCAGGGGGCGUGGCCUCUCAUAGAUAACGAGUUCCUAUACGUGCAGGCCACCAGCUCUCCAACAGGGGGCAGUGACCACAAGGUGCCGACUACCACGCUGACAAAGGUGAGUUGUUAUGAAAAUGCAUACGAAUAG